Molecule: messenger RNA, 1413 nt
Organism: Rhipicephalus sanguineus (brown dog tick)
Lineage: Eukaryota; Metazoa; Arthropoda; Arachnida; Ixodida; Ixodidae
Product: germinal-center associated nuclear protein
Exons: 8
Coding region: 139-1278 (379 amino acids)
Biological process (GO): spindle assembly; centrosome duplication
Cellular component (GO): centrosome; nucleus; spindle
Source: RefSeq, a predicted model, not a curated record
AUAGCGGGUGCUCACACAGCGGUUUCGCUGGUGCCUUUGACAUAUGCUGGCGUGUAGCCACGUUAUCUUCCCGCACAGCCUGUAAAGAUACGCCUCAGAGGGCCCUCCUUCACUUGAUUUGUAGCAGAGCAGCGUAGAAUGCGAGCGGGCAGAGGCAGAGGCCGUGCGGGUGUCGGAUGCGACCGACGUCAAAUCGGACGCGGCGAUGGCACCGAUACUCCACGAUCGACAACAAUCAUAGGAACGUGUCAGGAUAUGUGUCCACCGCGUGAGCGUCAGUGGCGUGAAAAAGAACGUCUCCUUCAUCCUUUCGAGGUCGCCGAUGGCACGGAAAAUGAUGCUCGGCCUAAGGCUGACAGAAACAAAGCCAUCAAGCAAUUCUCCAGGUCGGCUGCUGGACAGAGAGAAGCCACUUCUGAUGAACUGAGGCCACCACAAGUAUUGCUCAAGACAACAGCUUACUUAAUGCGCAUGAUUGUCCCAUCAUGCAGUGGAGACAGUUGGACUGACACAUACCACUUCGUGUGGGACAGAUUGUGGGCUGUACGCCAGGACAUGACCAUCCAGGGUCUUAACGGUGGCGAAUGCAUCGAAAUACUGGAACAGGCUGUGCGUUUUUAUGUCUAUUCGGCCUUCAGGUGCUUCGAAGAAGAUAUGAAUGCCUUUGAUCCUCACAUCAACAGCCAGCACCUACAGGAAUGUUUGAAGCGCCUGUUAGUUCAGUAUCAGCAGUUCACUGUAUACCAGUGCGUGAACCGACCAGAAAUGGAAGCCAUCUACAUUCUUCAUAACCUGGGAUCAUUUGAUGCUCUAGCUCAUGCGCUGACUCUUCCGAAGGAAAUAAGAAAUCACAGUUUGGUCAAGAGUUCUCUGGACACAAGCCUGGCACACAGGAAAGGAAACUUUAUUCGAGUUCUGAAGAACUACAAGGCCCUUCGCCCUCUUCUUGCUUGUGCUUUGCACUCACACUUGGAGCUCAUUAGAAGAACAGCGCUGCAGGUUAUGACAGUGGCUUUCAGCUCUCAGAACUGCAAGUUUCCCCUGUCCACGUUAGGCCGCUGGCUCUGCUGCCCUGAGCACACCGCAAGGGAACUGUGCCUUCUCUACCAGCUACCAGUCCAAGACUCCGAAGUGAAGUUUCUGAAAGGUCAUGGAGAUUUCACAUUGAAACAAUCCAAGAAGCACCGGGAUGCGGCCCUCAUGAAGGUCUUGUCUGAAAGCGACAUCGGUGCUUUACUUUGUCCUGAUGACAAAAGACAGCCAAGGGAAGUGAGGUGACAACAGAUGACGCCAGUGCAUUUGACAGAGGUGCACUUCACUGCUUCGAAAUCAAGAGCACAGAUUUUCUUAAUUUAUUUUCACACCACAAUAAAAACAUGCUCAUUUUCAUCAACAAAUUUGUUAGCUUGUUUA